CCUAGGAGUUUUGGCAUUUUUGUUUACUCAACUAAUACCUAUUGGGUGUCUACUCAGAGCCAAGCAGGGUUGUGCGCAUGGGCUGCGCUAUCUCCCGGUGUGUGAGACAAACCCUGUCUCUGCUUUUGUGGAGAGUAUAAUCUAGUAGGUGCGCCAAUGUUGAGCGACAUCGCAAUGGUGACAAACAGGCUCAGGUCUAACAAAUUCGGGACCCUGUGAGAAUGUGUGUGGUGGUGGUGAGACUUCUGCUGCCUGGAGAGGCAGAGAAAGCUUCUUUGAGGAAGACACGUGUGGGCUCAGGCAGACUGCCACCUGAGGUGGUGUAACUGAUCACAUCUCAAAUCUGACACUUGGACAAGUGACCAUCUCAGAGCCGGAGUUCACCAGUGUGAAAGACGGAAAAUGCGCACGUGGCGGGGCUGCGGGGAGGAUGAGCUGAGCCGCAGGUAAGCACCUCACAGUUUUAGGCCCACAGGAGGCUCGAAGCGCCUGGUGUUGGCUGUAAUUAUAAAGCAAUGAAAGUAUCGAAGAAAAGCUGAUGUCCGGCCAACACCUGCAGACCAAGCACAGAAGAGAAAUGUGGCAAACGCUCCAAUAAAGGGAAGUCAGGGCCCACACUUGGUACAGAAGCCUCACGUCCUGGAUUUCAGACGCCGCAGCACCAGGCACGGUGUAUCUGCUGACCACUGUCCUCACGAGAGGCUGAUAGGCACUUCUGGCGAUUCGCCUCCUUCCAGCUGCAGUUUAGCCCAUGCCCGGGUCAGAGUUUUCAGGCAAAAAGUAAGGGACCUGAACCAGCCGCCUGGUCAGGGACACGGGUGACUCAGGUUGGGGCUGGCUGGGGCUGGCUCAAGGGACAAGCAAGUGCCGCUCAGCGAGAUGGGCGGGGAGUGGUGAUGCCCAGCUGGAGGCUCUGGGGGACGGUCGGCGGGAAGACCAGGCGCCCCCGGGUAGGAGCUGGCAGCGGGAAACGGCGCGCAGCACGCGGGGCAUCGGGAAGCCGAGUCCGGGGUGGCCGGCCCAGCCUCCCGGGCGCUGGGAUCGCGGCCGUCUCCACACCCUCCAAAUGGGUGUGGGUGAUUUCGUAAGGGAACGGAUCUGCCACGGAGGGGACAGAAACCGAGGAAGUGGGAGCGAGCCGGGGAGGCUGGGCGGGGGAGGGCGGGCAGGGGAGGAGGACGCGGGGAGGAGGAGGAGGGAGGGAGGAGAGCCGAGCCGGAGCGGGCGCGGUGGCCCGGCGGGAGGAAGUGCGCCAGCUGCCCUCGCGUCCUGGCCGCGGCGCCCUGCAAGGAGCAGCCAGGUGAGCCCGCGAUGCUGCCGCGCUCGAGUCCGGGGCUGCGGCUGCCGCGGCUGCUGCUGCUCCUCCGCGCCCUCUCCCCAGGCGCCCUGCUCCGACCCGCGGAGGCGGAGGACGUAGUGGAGCUGGACUUCCUCACCGAGCAGCCGCUGCGCCUGGUCAGUCCCGCGUUCCUGUCCUUCACCAUCGACGCCAACCUGGCCACGGAUCCGCGGUUCCUCACUUUCCUGGGUUCUCCAAAGCUACGUACCUUGGCCAGAGGUUUGUCUCCUGCAUACCUGAGAUUUGGUGGCACCAAGACAGACUUCCUAAUUUUUGAUCCCAAGAAGGAACCGACUUUUGAAGAGAGAAGUUACCUGCAAUCUCAAGUCAACCGGGAUAUUUGCAAAUACGGGUCCAUCCCUCCUGAUGUGCAGAAGAAGUUAGAGUUGGAAUGGCCCUUCCACGAGCAAACGCUGCUCAGAGAACAAUAUCAGAAAGAGUUCAAGAACAGCACCUACUCAAGAAGCUCAGUGGAUAUGCUAUACACUUUUGCAAAUUGCUCAGGACUGGACUUGAUCUUUGGUCUGAAUGCAUUACUAAGAACAGCAGAUUUGCAGUGGAACAGUUCCAAUGCUCAGUUGCUCCUGGACUACUGCUCUUCCAAGAAUUAUAACAUUUCUUGGGAACUGGGGAAUGAGCCCAACAGUUUCCGGAAGAAGGCGGGUAUUUUCAUUGAUGGAUUACAGUUAGGAGAAGACUUUAUUAAAUUGCAUAAACUUCUAAGAAAGUCCACUUUCAAAAAUGCAAAACUCUAUGGUCCUGACGUGGGUCAGCCUCGGGGAAAGACUGUUAAGAUGCUGAAAAGUUUCCUGGAGGCUGGGGGAGACGUGAUUGAUUCAGUUACAUGGCAUCACUACUAUCUGAACGGACGAAUUGCUACCAAAGAAGAUUUUCUAAACCCUGAUGUGUUGGACACUUUUAUUUUAUCUGUGCAAAAAAUUUUCCAGGUUGUUGAGGAGACCAGACCCAGCAAGAAGGUCUGGUUAGGAGAGACAAGCUCUGCGUACGGGGGCGGAGCACCCUUGCUCUCCAACACCUUUGCAGCUGGCUUUAUGUGGCUGGAUAAACUGGGCCUGUCGGCCCGGAUGGGCGUAGAAGUGGUAAUGAGGCAAGUGUUCUUUGGAGCCGGAAGCUACCACUUAGUGGAUGAAAACCUCCAACCUUUACCUGAUUAUUGGCUAUCUCUUCUGUUCAAGAAAUUGGUGGGCACCAAUGUGUUAAUGGCAAGUGUGAAAGGUCCAGUUGGAAGUAAGCUUCGAGUAUACCUUCACUGCACAAACAUCAACAAAAGCCCAAGGUAUAAAGAAGGAGAUUUAACUCUGUAUGCCAUAAACCUCCAUAAUGUCACCAAGUACCUGCAAUUGCCCUAUCAUUUAUUUAACAAAGAAGUGGACAAAUACCUUGUGAAACCUUCAGGACCUGAUGGAUUACUUUCCAAAUCUGUCCAACUCAAUGGUCAAACUCUGAAGAUGGUGGAUGAUCAAACCCUGCCAGCUUUGACAGAAAAACCUCUCCGCCCAGGAAGUUCACUGGGUUUGCCAGCUUUCUCAUAUGGAUUCUUUGUGAUAAGAAAUGCCAAAGCUGCUGCUUGCAUCUGAAAAACAAAGGCAUAUACUAACUCUGA
This is a messenger RNA of Nycticebus coucang (slow loris), 2963 nucleotides long. It is a transcript of the gene HPSE, whose product is annotated as heparanase. Bases 1312 to 2937 code for a protein of 541 amino acids. NCBI's taxonomy places the organism in Eukaryota, Metazoa, Chordata, Mammalia, Primates, Lorisidae. Gene Ontology annotation, molecular function: hydrolase activity, acting on glycosyl bonds. The transcript is spliced from 12 exons. Gene Ontology annotation, cellular component: membrane; extracellular matrix. The record is from RefSeq and is a predicted model, not a curated record.